Messenger RNA from Malus domestica (apple), 414 nucleotides. The record is from RefSeq and is a predicted model, not a curated record. Lineage: Eukaryota; Viridiplantae; Streptophyta; Magnoliopsida; Rosales; Rosaceae.
AUGCCUUCUCUCCUCCCAACUUCUGCUGCUGCUUCCCCUUCUGGCGUUCUUCCCCAAAAGCCCCUAUGGAACGAUCCCUUGCCUUCUUCAGAUCUAAAUUCUAACUCAGAGAAGUGCCGGGGCGGGCCCCGAUCGUUCCUGCGGGGCAUCGACGUGAACCAGCUGCCACCGACGGGCGAUUGCGAAGAAGAAGUGGGGGUGUCCUCCCCCAACAGCACCGUGUCGACCGUGAGUGGCAAGCGGAGCGAGAGAGACACCAAUGGCGAAGAUCUCGACCUUGAGAGGGACUGCUCUCGAGGCCUCAACGACGAAGAGGAUUGUGAGACCUCCAAAAAUAAUCUUGGCAACCAAACAGUCGAUUCAAUUCCUAUAGAGAGAGAAAAUCAAAAUAGAGAAGCAUUUGAUACUAAUUGA